GAUCUUGGUAGAAAUAUACCAACUUCAGACAAUGUUUGUCUUUGACCUUUAUUGAUAGUAAUAGCGAAAACCACACCAAUAGGCAGUUGUCUCUUCCUCAUUUUGAAUAACAAUUUUUUGUCUGAAGGAGUUAUUGAAAGCCUGGAAAUCAACACAGUUCAACCAACUUUUUCCUCUGUAAUAACCUUUACACAAAUAUGGUAUUUUCAAAUUAUCCCUAAACAAAACUAUAAAAUCGCAAAUAUGGUAUUUUCGAUUUGUUUGGGUGUGAUUAUAUAUUAAUUUUUUAUGGCUUAUUAAUUUGAAAAUCAUUAACCUGUUAACGGCUUGAUUGAAACUCAAAUUUUGCAUGCUUCCGGUGCAGAGAGUAUCACUUGGUGUGCAUGCUUUUAGUUUUAUUAUUAUUCAGCUUUCGUUUUAUAUCCAACCAAAACUUCUUCCUCGUUGUAUAACUAAUGCCAUUGUCCAUAAUUUAUUCAACGUUUAGCUCAAGAUUGUAUUUUUUCUUCACUUCCAAGUUCCAACGCACGAGUGAACCACAAUCCUAAAAUAAACCGAGUUCGUAGAAAGAAGAAUGAAUCUCUAAGAACAUAAUGGCUUUUAAAACAAUUUAUGGUUUCACUUUGUAACCAAACCUUCAUUACAAUUUAGCAGAAAAAAUGCCCAAUGUAGAUAUGGGUGAUUACUAAUCGUAUAUCCAAAUUUUUGGAAGUAUUCGUGAUCUGAUCCGUUUCGUCUGAAUAAUCAAUUAUCCAAUCUGAUUCUAUUCGUCGCCAUCUAGAUACUCAUUGUUCAAGAUAUCUAGAAAAAAUUAAAAUUUUAAUUGAAUAUUUGAUUCGAUCCGUAAAAAUAAAAAAAUUAGAAAAAAAAUCCAAAAUAAUAUAAAAUAAUAAUAGUCUUUUACAAAAAUAAAAAUUUAUGACUUUUAAAUUUUUAUUAAAUAAUUUAAUAAAUUUAGUAAAUGAAAAUACUCUAAAAUAUAAUAUUUAUAUAACUUAUAUAUAUAAUUUUUUAAAUAUAUGUAUAUAUGCGCAUAUAACGGUUAUGAUCAUAUUCUCAUCCCUAAAAUUAUUAGUAUUUGUGAUUUGUUUUGUUUCUUACGGAUAUUGGAUAUUAUUAUUUGUUUUGGUUUAUAAAGUUACGGGUAUUCAAAUUUUUCUGUUCGGAUCAAAAUGAAUAAGAAUUCGAAUCAAAAUUUACGUAUAUUUUGUUACUCCUGAACGCAGAUGGUCAAGGUGACGGCUAAGUUGAAGAAAAUAUUUUGUGACAACAAACCAAAGUUGAUUUCAGGCUCUUAGUUUUUUCGGUCAAGAUCCCUUUGGAAAAAAAAACAUUCACGUGUCAACUCUGACCUUACGUGUGAUAGAUUCUAGUCUUUGAAACUUCUUGUUUUUUUUCAAAAAAAAAACUUCAACUUGACCAUUACCAAUUGCCUAGAAAGGUAUGUAAAUCUUAUUAAAAAAAAGCAGAUUAUAUUUUGAACAAAAAAAAGAGAUUAUACAUUAUCAUAUGAACCUACCUAGUACUUAAAAAUAUAAAAUAUUUGUGCAUGCUUACUUUGAUUUUCUUAUGUAUCACUGUGUUCGUCGGACCAAAGUCGAAAAGUAAUGUCGUAAACCUUAUAUACUCUUGACCGCAUUAUGAUCGUAAUUAUUAUGAUAUAUGAACGAGUUGUGAUUUUGUUUCUGUACAGUUGAGCUAACGCUUGACCACAUUAUUCACACAAAUGCUUGGAUCGGGACAACUAAUUGUUGACUUCAGUAAACGCGGAGUGUGGUCCAGACAUAUCCCAGGUGGAAUCACAUGGCUGUAACUGAGAACUUGAUUCGUCCACGUAAUUUAUGUUCGAAUCUUGGUCUCCUCCUUGUGAGGCUCAUAUAUCGCCACCUCAGCGACUUUAAAUCUACCGCAAGUAAAUAUUCGUCCCGAGUCUACUGACCCAUGGACCAAACCCUCUGCUUCCCAUAAUCACAGAAAUGAGACCAAUCCUCUCCUCAUAUCACGAUCUUUAGCGAUAAGAAAAGAUUUGUGAAGUGACAAUAACUUCAGCAAUGGAAAUAACACCAGAUGUCAAAGAGAAUAAGCUAAAACAAUAAAAUCAUUAAUUUUAGAUAUAUAUAGUUAAUAGUACUAUUUUAAAUUUAAUUAAUAAAUUUGUAAUAUAUAAUUUAACUCAAGAUAAAAAAAUGUUUUAUCACAUAUAACAAAAAGGUAUAUUUUCUAAAUUAAAAUCACAAAUAUGGUAUUUUCAAAUUAUCCCUAAACAAAACUAUAAAAUCGCAAAUAUGGUAUUUUCUAUUUGUUUGGGUGUGAUUAUAUAUUAAUUUUUUAUCGCUUAUUAAUUUGAAAAUCAUUAACCUGUUAACGGCUUGAUUGAAACUCAAAUUUUACAUGCUUCUGGUGCAGAGAGUAUCACUUGGUGUGCAUGCUUAGUUUUAUUAUUAUUCAGCUUUCGUUUUAUAUCCAACCAAAACUUCUUCCUCGUUGUAUAACUAAUGCCAUUGUCCAUAAUUUAUUCAACGUUUAGCUCAAGAUUGUGUUUUUUUCUUCACUUCCAACGCACGAGUGAACCACAAUCCUAAAAUAAACCGAGUUCGUAGAAAGAAGAAUGAAUCUCUCUUGUUGUCGACUCUGUUUAUUAAUAAGUUCCAUUCCAGUUAAUAAUUGACGAACAAGAUCCACUGAGAUCAAGUUUCAAAGCAACUAACAAAUGCUUGUAUUCUAGCAAUAAUUACGUUGAUUUUCUUUAUUUUUUAGCUAUUAUGGUAUUUGUUUAGCCUAUUAAGCUAUAACAAUUAAUGGUGUGAUAAGUAAAAUAGGGGAAAAUAUUAUAACCAUUAGGAUGAUUACCAACCAAAACCAAAAUUGCAAGAAUAUGUCGUUUUAUAAGCCUUUAGUCGAUAAAAAGAAGAAGAACAUGUCGUUUUAUAUUUUGUCAAAAAAGUAUGUAUGAUAUUGAUUGGUGAAAGAGUAAAUAAUGCAUCGAAUGUUGUAACGAAAACAGACAAACCAAUUAGUGAAAAAGGAAAUUCUUAGAAAUUCCACUCUCUCGGUACAAUGCAGACCCCUUCCUUGGUGUAUAACUAAUGUCACUGUCACUAUCCAUAAUUUAUUCAACGUGGUUUAUCUCAAUAUUGUGUUAUUUCUUCACUUACAAAAUAAUGAACGCAUCACAUAUGAGUGAACCACAAUCCUAAAAUGAACCGAGUUCGUAGAAAGAAAAUGAAUCUUUACUUGUUGUCGACUCAGUUUAUUCACAAGUUUCAGUUAAUUAAUUUAUUUUGACGAACAAGAUUCACUGAGAUCAAGUUUCAAAUCAACUAACAAAUGCUUGUAUUAUUUACCUUCGUAUAUUUUAUUUAUUUAUUAGCUAUUAUAGUAUUUGUUUAGGCUAUUAAGCUAAAACAAUCCAUGGUGUGAUAAGUAAAAUAGGAGAAAAUAUUAUAACCAUUAGAAUGAUUACCAACCAAAAGCAAAAUGAGAAUAUGUUGUUUUAAAUAGUCCAUCGAAUAAGUAUGUGUGAUAUUUUGAUUGGUUAAGAGAGGGAAAAAAUGUUGCAACGAAAACAUUUAAUGUUCGUGCAGACAACCAUUUAGAAAAAAAAAAGAAAAGAAAUUCUUAGAAAUUCCACUCUAUUGGCACAAUGGUACUCCUUUUUUGGACAAUGGCACAGUGGUACGCUCACUCUGACUCUGAUCAGUGAGUGUCUCCAGUUUGAGAUAUCAAAUUGGCCGAUUUCUCCUUAUUAAGAUUUAAAUGCUCUACUCUGGUUUUUAAACGGUGAACAAAAGAAGAUGUUUCAGCGGCUGAAUCUCUACUUAAUUCUGAUAAGACCAAUACUUCUUUCUAACAACACCUUUUUUGGUGAGUUGAUUUAUUUCCUUUCAUGUUUAGAACAACCAAUGUAUUCGUUCUGUUUUUUAGAAUGUUUUGUGCUAGUAGCGUAUCUUUAAUUAUUUUGAUUUUAUUUGUUUUGGUUACUAUCUUUCGUACAUUUAUUUAUAAUGAGUAGAGAUGUGAUAGUGUUGAUAUUAUCAUUUUAGUGAGGCUAUGACGAGUGUCCAUGAGACAGAAAAUGAUGGAUAAUCACAAAUAUCUUUGCCACUUGUUUUAAGGUAUUUCUUCCGCUUUUCCCAUCGUAGCAUAAAGAUACAAUACAACCAUUACAUGCUGUAAUUUAUAGCAAUUGAGCCUGUAUGAGUUAAUUUUUCAUCUCCGCUAAAAGUCUUGAAUAUAACGUUCAUAGUGGAUAGUUAUUAUCUUCUUCUUUAUUUGUUUUGGGUGCGCUUAAAUAUAUACCGUGUAUCUUCUUUAUAUGUGUGGUACUAAGGUUAAAAGAGUAGUAGUAGUAGUAGUCAUGAUCAAUAAUCUUAGUUGAUUAGUUUUAUUUUGACCAGCAAGAUCCACCAAGACCAGGAUUCAAUUAUAAUGACCGGAAAUAACCAGAAAAUAACCAGCUGGUGCGUUCUAGUUAACAAAAUUUAUUUUAUCGACUUUGGGACAAAAUAAGAGAUCUAGGUAGGUAGCGAGGUAGGUGUGUGAUGAUGAUUGAGGAGGAGGAGACAAGACUGACAAAAGUAAUCGAUGAUCAUAUUUCCAAAACGGCAUCGUGGUGAGCCAAAAGGAUGGAUUAAAACCUUCAGAGACAGCCACGUGUUGGAGCUAGGUUACUCCCUGAGUAUCAACAUGUCAGACUACAAAGUAGUAUAUCGCGAGAGAACAUUAACGAGGUGGAGGAAAGAGACAAAGGGAAAAGUACUCUUAUUUGUUUUUGGGAGGUGGAGGAGGGAGAGAGAUACAGAGGAAUAAACAAAAAAAAAAAGGGAUUUAUUUCUCCUUUCUAGUUAAUAUCGGUUGACACAGUGUUAUUUUGUCCCUUUCUUUCCUGAUCAAAGCGGCUCAAAUCUUCGUACAACGGUGCACCAAAAAACAGAGAUCUUUGGUACGAUCAGAUUCUUGUCUGUAGGAGAGACUUGAUGAACAAGUUGAUGAUGUACUAUAAAGAAGAUUCAGCUCUCGCUUCUUCAAGGAAUGGAGAAAAGUGUUGAUGCAAAGAAUCUUAAGGAGAGUGAGAAGUUUGUCUUUGAGUGGAAAAAGUUGGGACACGUUGGAGCCACAGGUGUUGCAGAACAUUUGCAAGAGAAGCAUGGACUUGAAGCCUCGCCUACCGUUGUUGGAGAUGGAGAAGAGACAAUCCCUGUCUUCUCUGUCUCGCAUGAUAAGUUCACGCAUGAGUUCCACGUUGGAGAGUCCAGAUACCGUUACAUGCGCGUGAAUGGGAAGGCUAAGGAAAUGUCCAAAGAGUAUUCUGCCUUAAUGACUGAGUUUUGGGCAGAGUUUGGGAGGAAGCAGGCUAAAAUUGCCAAACGCGUCAAGGCAAAAGCAACAAAGGAAAGAGACGAUGCUUCCUACGAAAUCUCUCUAGAGAUCCAGAAAGAGAAGAAAGAAGCUGAGAAGAAAGAUGAGGAGGAAGCUAAGAAGAAAGAAGCUGAGAAGAAAGAGGAGGAGGAAGCUAAGAAGAAAGAAGAGGAGGCCAAGAAAGAGGAGACUCCACCAAAGGAGAAGCCAUCGCCGGAGACGCCACCGCCGCAGACGCCACCGUCCGAGACGCCACUGCCGGUGACUGGAGCCGGAAAGCCUCUGCCUGAGGAGUGAGAAGAGAGAAGAAGGAUCGAAGAAGGUUAGGGGAGUUUAAUAAUAAUUAGGGUGUUUAAAUUAGGUCUUUGCUUGGUAGUAGUAGUAGUAGUCGUAAUUAAUUAAGAAAAAAGGGUGGUAAACUUUUUCUUAAUUUAUUUAAAGCGUGUCUUAUCGUUUGUCUUUUCAAUUAAGAAAAAAAAACUCAAAUAUGAUCAUCUUUGUGAAAAAGGUUUCUUGACUAUAAAACUUUAUCCUUCUAAAUUUUCACUGUCAUGGAUAUUAACUCUGCAAAGGGCUAAUUUUUUUAAUUGAGAAGUUCAAUCAUUCACCAAAAAUUUGCGAAAAAAACGUAUUGGCAUCUGGUCUAUCAUUACCGGAAGUCUAUUCUUAGAACAAUCUGUUCUGCCUGUAUGGAAGUUGAGCUUUGAAGAUAAAUGACUCAAAUGGACCGAGUAGUUUCCACCUCAAUCAAGUACAAGUUACAAUUGGUGUAACAAUGUAGCAGUUCUUACAUUAAAAUUAAUUAACUUGUUUGCUUUUGUUCCUUCAUCUUGAAGCAAUCUUAUUGGUGUUGAAUUGACCAGUGUCGGUUGAAUCUCUAACUUUUUUGAAGUAUACUCUAUACAAUUACUAAUGAACUAUAACUCUGUUUCGAUUAUUUCAAAAGUGUAACAACGCCUGAUAACAACAACCCUUUACAUUGAUUUAUGUUUCAGUAGACUCUUAAAAUUCAAAAUAUCAUGUAGUUGUUAUACCAUUGAAAACUCUUUAACAACUUAUAAUUUUCUGUUUGUAAAUAUACUGAUCAGGUUUGUAGCAUAAUGAAACUACAGAUUAUAUAAUUGUUUGGAUUAUGGUUCGAUUUAAAAAAAAAUAGGAACUAAAAGAUCUCUGAUCUUUUGCACAUUUCUCUUGGUUUGAAUUUUGAACAAUCACACACCAUUGGGUGAUGUGGAAUCAAUUUGACAAGAAUUAGACCCUGCGAGAAGCCUUUAGCCGAAGAAAGAAACGUUUGAAUCAAAAAGCCUCAGCUUCUAUCUAGAGAUUGCUAUGAUCCACCAUUUUCGCCUCUCCACUUAACCGAACGAAUAAGUAGACCCAGCAGCAGGAGCCAAUUGGAUUCCGUGAACCGAAACGGUUUUGGACAAGCCUUUGACGGAGGAGGAAGUGACUGAACGGUGUCGUCAUAGUGAUUGUUCACUUCACGCCAUAUCAACCUCCUUUGGUAUUGCCUUCUUCCUCUUGCUAAAGCUUCAAUCUUUGAUUGUAAAGACUCUGGUUUUCGCAAAGUAUGAAGCUUUACAUUGAAGAUGAUGAACCGUUCAAGCUUCAGAAUUUGAGAGUUUAUGUUCGGAGUAUAUCUUUUACUGUGAUCAUUGGUUGAGGAGUAUGCAGCUCAGCUCUGUUUGUUUAAUCCUAUGUUUCUGUUGUGAGACUAGUCUGCGUUCAUGUAUUGUGGGGGGGGAUCAUCAUUGACUGCAAACGGAUCGGUAUGAACUGACCAAACCAAACCAAAACGAACUAAUCUAACCGGCUAAUUCAAUUUCAGUAUAAAAACUAAUGGGGCAGGUUUAAUGUAAUAUAAGAUUGGGACCAUACGAAACCCACACUACGACAAUAACUUAUGCAAGCUUCUUAACCCCAUUUACGUCAAACAUUUGAAGAUAUUGUCAUGAUUUGUUUGGAAUAUGUGUUGUUUGGCCGAUAGUCUCAUUUCAUCAUGAUGUCUAAUUUGUAGAAUAUGUUGGUUUUCUUAAGUUUGGGUUAAUUUAAUUUUAAUGCUAUUUCAGCUUUGAGAGAGAGAGAGAGAGAGAGAGAGAGAGAGAGAGAGAGAGAGAGAGAGAGAGAGAGAGAGAGAGAGAGAGAGAGAGAGAGAGAGAGAGAGAGAGAGAGAGAGAGAGAGAGAUUUUAUGUGUCUCUAGAUAUAUAGUUCUCUAUUCUAAUGGGGUUUCUCACUCCCACCAUCACUUCAGAAUGUCUAAUUUCAGACUCAGUUUUGGUUUGGAUUCAACUUCAUGAUUUUUUUUCUUUUACAAAAAGUUGUAUUAAUCUAAAUCUCUGUUGGUGACGUUUGUUCGAACCAAAUGUUUUCGAGUACAUAAAGUACAAAGCGUUUGAUCUGAAAAAUCUAUUGGAAUCAUACAUAACUAGUAUUAGGUGAUUUUCCCGAUAUAAAUAUUUCUAAAGUAAAUAUAUUAUAAUAAUUGAUUGCUACUUACAUUUAAUAUUAAAUUAAUUUAUAAUUUAUAUGCAUCAUUUAUAUUAAUAAUAUUAUAUUACUUUAAUUUUUAUAUAUGUUAUAUCUAAUCGGUUUUGUUGUUUUUUAGUCGAUUUAGUUAUCAUUUGGUUAAAUUAGAUUGCAUAUAUGAAUUCAACUGUAACAUUUUUUAUUCUAUAUAUUAAAAUUUUGAUUAAUUUCUUAUUUAUAUUUAUGUGGUUGUUAUCUUAGAUAUGUAAAUAUAUUUUAUGAAGAUUAUGUACAACGUAAGAUAUAUUGUGCUUAGAAUGGAAUAAAAAAAUCAACUAAAGUGUAUGAUUCCAAAUUACAUAAAUUAAUAUAACGAAACGAUAAUAUUCUGAAGUCUCAUUUAUAUAUAAUAAUUUUACAAAAGAACUAAAUU
Molecule: messenger RNA, 8258 nt
Organism: Brassica rapa (field mustard)
Lineage: Eukaryota; Viridiplantae; Streptophyta; Magnoliopsida; Brassicales; Brassicaceae
Product: beta-mannosyltransferase 3-like
Source: RefSeq, a predicted model, not a curated record